Messenger RNA from Cucumis melo (muskmelon), 2664 nucleotides. RefSeq names its product zinc finger CCCH domain-containing protein 29-like. NCBI's taxonomy places the organism in Eukaryota, Viridiplantae, Streptophyta, Magnoliopsida, Cucurbitales, Cucurbitaceae. The record is from RefSeq and is a predicted model, not a curated record. Gene Ontology annotation, molecular function: protein binding; metal ion binding. The transcript has 2 exons. Bases 259 to 2322 code for a protein of 687 amino acids.
UCCUUUGCCUUUCACUCUGCUUUGACUUUGACUGGUGAAGCCACUACGAAGAAAAGUCGCACCUUCUUCCCCCUUUCUUUCUCUUGUAGUUUUUACCCUCUGCUUCCCUCCUCAUAAAACCCCCCCAUUUCCUUCUUCCAUUCUUAGCAUCUCAAUUUCACCCUCCUAUCAAGGCCUUCUCGAUUUCUCUCUUCUCACUUCCACUAUUUUCAAUCAUUCGACCUGUUUCUUCCUUCAAUUUACUUCCAGGAGCUGGAUAUGUGCAGUGGCUCUAAGAAUAAAGUUGCUUCCACGAAUUCCGCCAUGGAAGCUAGGUUUCUGAAGCUUAGCGAUGGGGGUUUAUUUUCUGAAAAUUCGAUCUUGCUUGAACUUUCAGCCUCUGAUGAUGUAGAAGGGUUCAAGAGAGAGGUUGAAGAAAAGGAUUUGGAUGUUGAUGAGCCGAGCUGCUGGUAUGGAAGAGGAAUUGGGUCAAAGAAGAUGGGCUUUGAAGAAAGAACUCCGUUGAUGAUUGCUGCCAUGUUUGGAAGCUCCAAGGUUGUCAAGUACUUAAUUGAAACAGGCAAGGUUGAUGUCAACAGGGCCUGUGGUUCAGAUUUGACCACUGCCCUUCACUGUGCUACUGCUGGUGGCUCUUGUUCUUCCCUUGAGACCAUCAAGCUCUUGCUCGACGGAUCUGCUGAUGUCGAUUGCGUCGACGCCUACGGGAGAAAACCUGUCGAUUUGAUUGUUUCAGCUUGCAGGAUGGUGUUGAAUACGGGAAGAAAAGCUAUGGAGAUGUUGUUGAGAGGAGAUGGUAUGGCUGGGGAAGCUGAUCUGAGCCUUUACCUUGGAGAAGACCAGCAGAAGAUCACAGCUUCCCAAUUCUCAAAAGAAGGAAGUGACAAGAAAGAGUAUCCAGUUGAUGUAUCGCUGCCCGACAUCAACAGUGGGAUCUACGGUACCGAUGAUUUCAGGAUGUAUACUUUCAAAGUGAAGCCUUGUUCGAGGGCGUAUUCGCACGAUUGGACCGAGUGCCCUUUCGUUCAUCCCGGUGAGAACGCUAGGCGUAGAGACCCCAGGAAGUACCCAUAUAGUUGCGUUCCAUGCCCUGAAUUCCGCAAGGGGGCUUGUCCAAAGGCAGAUUCCUGUGAGUAUGCACAUGGUGUUUUUGAGUCUUGGCUCCACCCUGCUCAAUACCGAACCCGGCUCUGUAAGGAUGAGACUGGCUGCACAAGGAAAGUCUGCUUCUUUGCUCACAAACCUGAUGAGUUGCGCCCAGUAUAUGCAUCAACAGGCUCAGGCAUGCCUUCACCCCGAUCUCUUUCGAGCAGCACUGGAGAUAUGUCUACCAUGAGCCCAUUGGCUCUUGGUUCGUCCUCGUUGUCGUUGCCAACAACCUCAACACCUCCCAUGUCUCCCUUAGCAUCAGUGUCUUCCCCUAAAAAUGGAAACUUGUGGCAGAACAAGAUUAACCUUACCCCUCCUGCUCUACAGCUCCCUGGUAGUCGGUUAAAGACUACCUUGAGUGCAAGAGAUUUGGAUUUAGAGAUGGAAUUGCUCGGAUUAGAAAAGAACGCAAGCCAGUUACAACAUCAACAACAGUUGAUCGACGAGAUUAGCCGGCUCUCGUCUCCUUCUUACUGGAAUGCAGAUGUAAGCAGGAGUGCAGAGAUGAAGCCAUCGAACCUGGAUGACAUGUUUGGAUCAUUAGAUUCUUCCUUAUUGUCUCAGUUGCAAGGCGCCUCACUAAAAACACCGAUCUCAGCUCAAGUUCAAUCCCCGACUGGGCUGCAGAUGCGCCAAAACAUGAACCAACUUCGUGCAAGUUACCCAGCUAAUAACCUAUCAUCCUCACCUGUAAAGAAACCCUCCUCUUUUGGCUUUGACUCAUCAAGUGCAGUGGCAGCUGCAGUGAUGAACUCAAGGUCUGCUGCCUUUUCAAAACGAAGCCAGAGUUUCAUUGAUCGAGCUGCAGUGUCCCGUCUUCCUGGGUUCACCGGAGCUGCAAAUUCUGCAGCUACUAUGUCUUCCCAUCUCUCAGAUUGGAACUCCCCUGAUGGCAAACUAGACUGGGGAAUGAAUGGCAACGAUCUCAACAAACUCAAGAAAUCUGCUUCCUUCGGUUUCCGAAACAACGGCAUAGGAACUCCCACGUUCGCUCCACCAGUAGAGGAACCUGAUGUCUCUUGGGUUAACUCUUUGGUCAAAGAUGUUCCCUCCGAAAGCUUUGGACUGUUUGGUGCCGAGAAGCGUCCAUACAACCUCAAAAGGGAAAUCAAUGAGAUGCUCCCAUCCUGGAUGGAGCAGCAGUUGUAUGCGGAGCAGGAGCAGAUAGUGGCAUAAGCAGCACUCCCAAAAAUCCCCUUCAUUAUGCUAACAAAAUCUAAGUUCUUUACAUUUCAUUCAAUAUUUGAUUACAGAAACUAAAGUUUAAAGGUAGUAGUAAAAAGAGAAUUGUUCUAGAGUCAAUUCUAGUUCAAAAAAUCGCCCUGAAGUUUCGCUAUGGGAUCGAUCGAUGAUCAUCGGACAGAGCAGUAACAGUCUAAUGAUCAGAUCAGUAAGAUAUCUUUGUAUUCUUUUCAUUGUAUUAUAUUAUAUUUGUUAAUUUUUUUCUCCAAUUUGGGGCUGAUAUAAAAUGAGUAUGUAUUCUCUAGUACAAUAAUAAUAAAGAUAAUGUUUCUAAUA